AUGUCCGUCUCAAACCUAAUUUCCACUACCCCGAACCAUCACGUUCGUCUGGACGAGCCGAUCUCAAACAAGUCUGUGAAAGAUGCUGAGAAUUUCGCUGAAAUACAAAAGGCCUUCAGGGCUGGCAAAGAGCAUGUAGUCGGGUGGUCGCCGCAAGAGGACACUCGCAUCGAGCAAGCCAUGCAGGACCUUGGGUCCUACUUAACCGAUCUUGACCACUCCCUCUCGUAUGAGGGAACAGAUAAAAAGGUUGUAUGGCGAAAGUCGUGCUGGUUUGCCAGUCAUGGUAUCGGCCAUCCAUUCCUGGACUCUGAGUCGGAUAUCGCCAAGUUCGAUGGCGACCUGAAAGAUGGUCUGACUGGUCUUCAAGCCUUACAUGACCCAAGAAUUGGCGACUCCAUGCACUGUCUAAAAUCGGUGUUGGACAGUGCUUUGGUUGAGACCAGUAUGGCAGUCGGUAUCGACCCAGAGCUUGUUCAGCGAUGCACUGUUCGUUACAGGGCUAUUAAGUAUACGCCUCAUGCUGGUGCUCCAGGUGGCAUUGGGCUUCACCCAGACGGCAACCUACUUUCUGCCCUUAUCACAAACGGUCCAGGGCUACGUGUCUAUGACCUAGACGGUACAGUCCGCUUUCCCGGUCACAAGGGCACCAUCAUGAUGGGUGGCUCAACGCUCUACCGUUGGGCCAACGAGUUUUUACCGACUUUCCACGACGUUGAUAUCAGUGGGGACACUGUCAAGGUUUCCAUCGUGGCAUUCUUUAACUUUCCUGAUAUGGAAACGAUACCAAGGAACAUGAGCACGCAGGACGAUGGUUUCUUUCAUGACAUUCGACGCAUCAAGGAGGAUGACAAACUACCGCAUGGAGAACUGUCGCCUUUGUGGGAUAUUAUUAUUAAGAACCAUAAUUUGUCACUGCCACCGGUUCGUGCUAGUGGGUGA
Fusarium pseudograminearum CS3096 is the source of this 942-nucleotide messenger RNA. RefSeq lists its product as uncharacterized. The transcript has 2 exons. NCBI's taxonomy places the organism in Eukaryota, Fungi, Ascomycota, Sordariomycetes, Hypocreales, Nectriaceae. Bases 1 to 942 code for a protein of 313 amino acids. The record is from RefSeq and is a predicted model, not a curated record.